Onychostoma macrolepis is the source of this 7003-nucleotide messenger RNA. RefSeq names its product leucine rich repeat containing 4C, genome duplicate a (gene lrrc4ca). Gene Ontology annotation, biological process: synaptic membrane adhesion; regulation of axonogenesis; modulation of chemical synaptic transmission. Lineage: Eukaryota; Metazoa; Chordata; Actinopteri; Cypriniformes; Cyprinidae. The transcript is spliced from 6 exons. Gene Ontology annotation, molecular function: cell-cell adhesion mediator activity. The record is from RefSeq and is a predicted model, not a curated record. The coding region runs from base 2192 to 4135 and encodes 647 amino acids. Gene Ontology annotation, cellular component: plasma membrane; glutamatergic synapse; postsynaptic density membrane.
UGCACUCUCAUCCAUCCCUAAACUGCCUCUUUACUUUACCCCCUGAACGUAUAGCAUAUAUUCCAGAUUUCAUAACCAUUGGAGGCGUAUGCAGGUCACUAGAACGUGCUUAUGAUCUGUGGUUUGAAAAUUGCAUGCUUGCUUCAAGGUUUUUAUUUAUUUAUAUAUUUUUUUGAAAGGCUCAGGUGGUCGUAAGGCUGAGUUCAGCGUCUAGACAGGGGACGGAGCGCCGGUAGAUGGCAGUCGUGUCGCUUCUGCGCUAGACAGGAAGAAGCAGCAUCAAACCCUCACACUUAGUAUACAGGCUAUACACAAUCACACACGCACAUGUGUGCGUCAAAUAGGCGCUACAGACCUGUCCGAAGGCGCGUCAUUUAAUCUAUAGCGUUCAGGGUUAUUGCACUCGACCAAUCGUUGGUAAAAUGGAAAAAGAUGAUUGAGCCAUUUACUUUUACGCGUCCAAGAAGACGACAGUGAGGACAGUCAGAAGAGUGAGACUUUGGGCUGAGGGCUGCAUCAAUACGUGUUAGAAGAUUCUUGGUGUCACCAGCGGAGCGCGCUGAGCCUAUACCCACGGAGAGCCGCGCGUCAUUGGGUACCAGAUACUUCCCACUAGAACUUCAUUCACUGACGAGAUCUCGACGUAUUCUACGGGUCUCACCUCUUUAUAUGUUCCUGCUCGCGGGGUGACUCACUUGUAGCUGUUCUCCGUUCGGCUCUCGCGCGCUGCGUAAUUCUACGGCUUGGCGCGGAGCGCAGCAUCAUUCGCGUGGAUUUUCGUCGCGUCACUGGAUUGCUUUUUGCCGGAGUUGAGUUGAACUGUAUUGAGCAGUAUCUGGUGGGAUGUAGCUUUUGAUGAAUACCUCGUCUAUGACAAGUUUAUACGCGUUUGAAAAGGAACUACGACUGUGGUUAGUAUAUUUAUCUGUCAUUUAAUUUAAAAAAAAGGGAUUUGACUCACAUUUUGGCGCAUUUUCGUCCACUUUCUUUGAAAACAAAAAAGAAACUUGGAUGAUUUUGUCCUUUUUUCCCCCUUUCGAAAUGAUCCUGGUGGUCUUGGAAAGGAUGUGAUUUACGAAUAUUUGCGUUUGCCAACGCACGAGGCUCCUCUCUCAAGGCAUUCCGUUGGACAUAAUCACAUUUCAAGGAAAUAAGCAUCUUGAAAUCCGCACUGGGCUGUGAGUUGAAAUCUAAUCAGAUCGGGUGCGUAAAGGAGAAAGAAAAGUUCCGUUUUAAACCACGACUGUGGAAUAAGAACAUCAGCGGUCUGCGUUUAUGGUCUGUUGAAGAUUGGGAUGAAGAAGAAGAUGCAGGGAAUGGUCCAUCUCAGGGAUAAAACCCAUCUAGAUGCGUAUUGGCUGAACGUGAAACCCCAAAUCUGUGUUGUUGAACGCCAAGAAUGACACGCAAAAGCAGGGAGACGACGAAUUAAUUGAUUUAUCAGCAGGAAAAAAAAGACUUGGUACACCGGAUUUUGAUGAUGCGGGGCAAGAAAGCAUCGAGAUAUCUGUUCUAGAGGCACUCGUCCAUAUGAUGGCAUUGACAGGAAGACCGAAUGGAUAUACAGGAGCGAAUUUCUUCUCAUAGAAGCUUGUGAAUGCAAAACUGCUCUUGGAUAGCUUGGAUAGCCCAGAGUACACGCUGAAGAACAUUUCAUUCGCAUCGCGCUUCAUUGCUUGAGAAUUGCGGAUGGAUUUUGGUGCUUUGGAAGCGAACGGAACGUCUGCGAUUUGAACCUCACAGAUUGAGAAAGGAGUGCAGUCAUGGCCACUGAAGCAUGCCGUGUUCACCCCCUCAUCGUCUGGCACUUUUUCCCUCCAUCGUUCUAGAGGAAACAGAAUAAAGAAGGGAAGGCGAAGCCAGCUAGCGAAACCGAGCGUGAAGAUGUCCAGAAACUGCUGGCACUGUGGAAGACUUGGCAGAUUUUCCGAUGCAAUAGUUUGUAGGGCUUGCAGAACAGAGGAAAUCAACAACACAUGAAAAAAAAGUUUGUGCACUAUGUGCCAUUCACCGUACAGAAAAUACUAACUCAGUGAACAAGUGACUGAUUUCAGCCGCAGCUUCAGCAUCUAUUUCAGCAUCGUUGGAUUCUAGAGAGCAUUUGAUUGGACAGAAAGUUUGAUGAGAAGCUGAAUCUUUCGGCCUAAUAAAACCCUUCCCAAAGAGUGGAGAACCUGUCAGCGAAUUAUGAAUGAUAAACAAGAUGUCCUCCUCCCUGAUGCAGCAGACGAUGAGAGGUCCUAGGUGGAACCGGGCCCUGUCCGACCCAUUGUUCGUGCUGUCGCUGGCCCUGCAGCUUCUGGUGGUGGCUGGCCUGGUGCGAGCGCAGACCUGCCCCUCCGUCUGCUCUUGUAGCAACCAAUUCAGCAAGGUCAUCUGUACGCGACGUGGCCUUCGAGAUGUACCCGAUGGUAUUUCCACCAACACAAGGUACCUGAACCUUCAGGAGAACCUCAUCCAGGUGAUCAAAGUUGACAGCUUCAAGCAUCUAAGGCACCUCGAGAUCCUGCAGCUCAGCAAGAACCACAUCCGCAACAUUGAAAUCGGAGCUUUCAAUGGGCUGGCUAACCUCAACACUCUGGAGCUCUUCGAUAAUCGUCUAACCACAAUCCCCAAUGGGGCUUUCGAGUACCUGUCCAAACUUAAAGAGCUUUGGUUGAGGAAUAACCCUAUCGAGAGUAUACCCUCUUAUGCCUUCAACCGCGUACCAUCGCUGCGAAGGCUGGACUUGGGUGAGCUUAAAAGGCUCUCGUAUAUUUCAGAAGGUGCCUUUGAAGGCCUCAGCAACCUGCGGUACCUGAACCUGGGCAUGUGCAACUUAAAGGAGAUCCCCAAUCUCAUUCCUCUUGUCCGUUUGGAUGAGUUGGAGAUGUCAGGAAACCAGCUGUCUAUAAUAAGGCCAGGGUCUUUCAAAGGCCUCGUCCACUUACAGAAACUGUGGAUGAUGCAUGCGCAGAUCCAGACGAUUGAGAGAAAUGCCUUCGAUGAUCUUCAGUCCCUCGUGGAGCUCAAUUUGGCCCACAAUAACCUUACCCUCCUGCCUCAUGACCUCUUCACCCCACUACACCACUUGGAGAGGGUACACUUGCACCACAACCCCUGGAACUGCAACUGUGACAUCCUCUGGCUCAGUUGGUGGCUAAAGGAAAUGGUGCCGGCCAAUACCAGUUGCUGUGCCCGCUGCUCGUCACCUGUCAGCCAUAAAGGGCGCUACAUUGGCGAACUCGACCAGAACUAUUUCCAUUGUUAUGCACCGGUGAUCGUGGAGCCACCAGCGGACCUGAAUGUGACUGAGGGCAUGGCAGCAGAACUGAAAUGUCGAGCGAAUUCUUUGACCUCAGUCAGCUGGAUCACGCCCAAUGGCUCCAUCAUGACGCACGGAGCAUACAAGGUGCGCAUUUCCGUGCUCAACGAUGGGACGUUAAACUUUACCAAUGUCACAAUGCAGGACACGGGAACGUACACUUGUAUGGUGAGCAACUCCGCAGGGAACACGACAGCCUCGGCUACGCUCAACGUGUCCUCGACAGAGAACAGCAGCUUCAGUUACUUCACUACAGUUACCGUCGAGACCACAGAAGCAGCACAUGAUGAUGGCCACCCAACGGUACAGCAGAAAGGCGGCCCUACUCCUUCUUCUGGGAUUUGGGAGACCUUACCACCGUCCUUCACCACCACUACCACGACAGCACGGACACCACUGUCCACCAAGGCCACCGACAAGACCUACACCAUCCCAGUCACAGCCCUGAUUGAUGGCUCACUCAACACCUUGGAUGAGGUCAUGAAGACCACAAAGAUCAUCAUUGGUUGCUUUGUAGCCAUCACCCUGAUGGCGGCAGUCAUGCUGAUCAUAUUUUAUAAAAUGCGCAAACAGCAUCACCAGCAGAACCACCACGCACCGACGCGAACCAUCGAGAUCAUCAACGUGGAUGAGGAUUGUGUAACUGGUGGACCUACCAUGGAGGGCCACCUCGCCCUCCCCCCACUGGAGCAUGAGCACCUGAAUCAUUACAACGCCUACAAGACUGCGUACAACCAUGCCUCCACCAUCAAUUCUAUACACAGCUCUGCCCACGAACCUUUGCUAAUUCGGGCCAGCUCAAAAGACAAUGUACAAGAAACCCAGAUCUGAACUGCUUUUCAUAAUGUGGAUUAAACAAAGAAAAAAAAGACUUCUAAAACUCUUAAGGAACAGUAAGUGACAUAUCGAUUUUGAAGAUUGUCGAAACAAAGACACAGUAGACCGAUGCAAGACGUAUGAGAAGGAUGUUGACAGGUAGACAAGGACAUUGGGAGCUGAGUGUACGUCAACCGUUUCAAAAGUGUCUUUACAUAACAGAAGUUAUUUAUUUAAGGAAAAUAACUAUUGUGGUUUAAUCAAGAAAAGAUGUGAUCUGCAAUUAUUUUUCCAGCAAUUAUUUCACCAUGUUUUUUUUAAUGUUAUUUUAAGGGUUGUUGGUUUACUAAUAUGCUUUUAAACUCUGUUUAAAUCUAUUGUUCUAUACGUGAGGACCCAAGUCAUUUGAGGAUGAAUCUGAAACUUUCCAUCUUUCUGAAAUCUCAAGAUUCACAUUUAAUGUCGAUACUUUUUAAAAUCUUAGGUUACAGAUUGUCUUAUCAGAAAACGUUCACACCAUAAUUGUUUAAAUUGAUCAUGUUAAUUCUAAAUGAUUCAUUUGUUGACUCCCCUUAAUUAUUCAGUUGUCCUUGCUGAAAAAGAGGCUCUUUAAACUAUAUUGGUCCGUCUGUUAGCUGGUUUUAGAGGUGUUUUGGUCACUUUUCAACUGGACAGACUGGAAGACAAGCUUUAAACAGCUAAUUUUUCAACAGAGAUGGCUGCUACAAAUUACGUGCAGAUGUAUGCCUGGCUUUUCCACCCUAAAAUUUAGAACAAGGAGCCCUGGAAACGUGUCCCAAUUAAAACCGGGCCAAAUGUCAGGAACACGUCUAUUUGAUGCAUGCAGGGCAAUUUCAAAUAAUUUCUGUGCUCGGACCAGAAGAUUUAUGGAUUAAGUUAGCGUUUGGAGCCAUCCCACAUGACCUUAAAUACAUGUUGAGGCAUAUCAUGCUUAAAAUAAGCUUUAUUUAAGUCCUUAAACUGUUUUCUGCAUUUUCUUUCUCAUAGCGUACAACAACUUGGGUUCCUGUGGCAGUUCAUCCUUGACACCCAACUAAAGUUUCCCAAUACUGAGAUGCAGCACACACAUUCUAUGACAAAUUUUAUAUGGGCAGGGGGCUGAAGAUUGUAGGCCUUUAUUUGAAGUGGAAAAAGCAUAGAGCUGGUACUGACGUAGCACCAUUUCCAUUUCAAUCCACUUGUCUUGGUGCUCUCCAUGGAUACAGUUGAAGGAAAUCAUUCUGGAAUGGUCUAAAAGCCAGACACAGGACCCUAAAUAAGUGGGCAAAGUCAGUGCGGCUCAGAUCUAAGGCUUCCAAAGAUGCCACAGGUGUGUCUUUAUAGAUUCUGUGAACCGAUUGUGUUUUUUUCCCCUCUCACUAGUUCUUUUUUCUUGAAUUCUUUCAUAUUCUAUCUUUCAUCAUUCUGCGCUGUCAAUCUUUUUAGGCAGUUAUGCAAUUCUUUUUAAACUUUUAAAUCAUAUUCAGUCACUUUAGUUUAUUUUCGGUACAGACUGAGGAUGAUACAUCCAUCUUCGACUUUACACACGCAGUAGCCUUUGGCUGCAGGGGGAAUGACUUGACAUUAUGAAUUAAUUUAUGAAAUCAGAAUGGCCUGAGACGGUCACUAUAGAAACCAGUGACCUUGGACGGGGUGGGGAGUAGCCAACAGACAUUGGCUUGACACUUUAAAUGUAUUCAGAGUCAAAUGGGAGAGCGAGGCUGGGUGAAAGAUCCAAAGUGGACUCAUUUGAAGUGCAUCAUUUAAUCUAUAAAGCAAUCUAGAGGUCUAUAGGUAAUUUGAAUUAAACCAAUAAACCUGUGACAUUUUAUUCAGAUCCGUAGCGUUUUCGUUUUUGGCCAUUCAUAAUUCAUGCAAGGCGCACAGGGGACUGACAAGGAGAUUUUUCUCUUGCAUUUCUGGACUUAAUACAGAUGCCAACUUAUACCAUGUGGCAUUUGGUGAACUUUUCCGUAUCAUAUUUUGAUCACACACCAGAUGCACUCUGAUUUUAAAAGAUCUAAUGCAAUUAUGCUUGUCAGCUUUGCUAUUUCAGAUCAUUACGAAAAAGUUUUUGAGCGUACCUCCUGCCCACUAGAAGCAAAGGCCAUCUGGUACAUUUUCUAAUCAAGAUAUCAAAGCGUGCAAAAAAAGACUGUUCUUCAUCUGAAUAUGCUGCUCUUUCGAAUCUUAAUUCAUUUUCUUGUCUUUCUGAAUUUAGUUUGCAUUGUCACUGAAAUUGAUGUCAAUCUGAACAUAAAGCGACAAAAAUCCUUAUCGUCAAUGGAGUUUAGCACAAAAGUAAACCAAGUCAUUGGGUUUUCAGUUGCAUUUGAUUUAUUUUAAGGAAUAGAAUCAUUGUCUUAAAUUGUCAUAAUUUUUGGAAAAGGUCUUUGUCGUUUUUUUAUAAUAUGAUCAUUUUUUAUUAUAAUUUUUGUUUUUCGACUUAUUGUGAUUUUCUUUUUCUGUAUGUUUGUUCAGUCCCUUCAUGCAAACACAUCUGUGUUUUGGGUUUCAGUUUAGGAGUGAACGAGAUGCUUUUCUCUCCGUUUCACGUAACUUCUUUCUUUUCGUCUCUGAGAGGGAAUGCUGUUCUAGUGGUAGAUUUCUAUAAAAAUACAUUUUGAAAAUAAAAACAAAAAAAGACAAAAACAAAACAAAAACUUUUUAAAUUUUAAUUUUACAUGUGCCAACCUGUUCUAAAAGAUUAAAAAAAAAAAAAAAAAAGAGCGAGAUAUGCUGUAAAAGACGACUGGAUUGAUUUUCAUGUAAACAUUAUUUCAUGACCUUUAAAAAAAGAUGGAGAUCGAUUAUAGAAAUCAGAGUUUGUAGUUCAUACACAAGAUAAGGUUACAAAUAAACUAUCAUUGUCUUUUCUCUAUU